AUGGAACGAGAAAAUCAAACCGUGGUGACAGAAUUCAUCCUCAUUGGAUUUUCCAGUUUCCCAGACUUGCGGAUCCCACUGUUUGUGGUGUUCACCAUGAUGUACUUUACGAUUUUGACUGGAAAUAUCAUCAUCAUCACAACAAUAAGGCGUGAAUCGAGCCUUCACAUCCCCAUGUACUUCUUCCUCGCCGUUCUCUCCAGCUCGGAAAUCUGCUAUACACUAAUCAUUAUCCCCAACAUGCUUGCCAAUCUUCUAAGAGAAAAGCCAACUAUUUCAUUUGUUGGCUGUGCUACUCAGAUGUGUUUGUUCCUGGGCUUUGGGUGUACAAACUGCAUGCUCCUCACAGUGAUGGGGUAUGACCGCUACGUGUCCAUAUACGGGAAGCGGAAAGCCUUUUCAACUUGUGCCUCCCAUCUCAUUGUGGUGGUCGUGCAUUUUGGAUGCGCUUCCAUUAUUUACCUGAGGCCCCAAUCCAGGUACACUUUGAAUGAGGACACGUUGAUCUCCGUCACCUACACACUGGUGACUCCACUACUGAAUCCUGUCGUUUACAGCCUGAGGAACAAGGAUGUCCAAAUAGCUCUUAGGAAAUCCCUGGGCAGAAGCACAUGCAGCCAGAAGAUGUGA
Molecule: messenger RNA, 630 nt
Organism: Euleptes europaea (tarantolino)
Lineage: Eukaryota; Metazoa; Chordata; Lepidosauria; Squamata; Sphaerodactylidae
Product: olfactory receptor 10R2-like
Exons: 2
Coding region: 1-630 (209 amino acids)
Biological process (GO): G protein-coupled receptor signaling pathway
Cellular component (GO): membrane
Molecular function (GO): olfactory receptor activity; G protein-coupled receptor activity
Source: RefSeq, a predicted model, not a curated record